Molecule: messenger RNA, 1148 nt
Organism: Populus nigra (black poplar)
Lineage: Eukaryota; Viridiplantae; Streptophyta; Magnoliopsida; Malpighiales; Salicaceae
Product: protein TIFY 3B
Exons: 5
Coding region: 107-811 (234 amino acids)
Biological process (GO): response to wounding; regulation of defense response; regulation of jasmonic acid mediated signaling pathway
Cellular component (GO): nucleus
Source: RefSeq, a predicted model, not a curated record
CUUAUUUUAUUACAACUUGGGUCAGGUCAAGGAUAACUAGAAAGUAGCUGGUUUGUUUCUCCCCAUUUGUACUUCAAAUUUCCCUGUACAAAAACAAGAAAUUGAAAUGACUCUUGUUGCCUCUGAUCUGGUUCCAGUGGGGGGUCAAUCUAAUUCUUGCAACGAAAUGAAGCCACAAGAAGAUAUUGAAGUGAAAAAGGAGCAAGAGGUUACCAAUGGUUGUGGUGAAAAUCUGGUAUCUUGCAAGGAAGGUGCUGAUUUGUUGGAGAAAAAAGGGGUCCAUCCUCUUUGGACACCCAGUUCCAGGCCCACAAUUAUGGCAACUUCCGGACCAAAUGCCACCAUUCCUACUCCGGAUCAGCUUACCAUCUUCUAUGGUGGAAGUGUUGUCGUGUUUGAUGCAAUUCCUGCAGAAAAGGUCCAAGAAAUUAUGCUUAUAGCUGCUGCUGCUGCUGUCAAACCUGUUGACAUGAAGAAAAGUGGGUCUCCUGAUGGUACACCAGUUCUUACAAGGUCUCCUUCAAUGCAAAGUACUGCUGCCCCACAUGCCCAAGCCUAUAGUCGUCAGAAUUCCUUUUGCAGAAUGCAAGCUGAAUUACCUAUUGCUAGGAGACAUUCUCUGCAGCGAUUCUUCGAGAAGCGUCGGGACAGGCUGGUGAGCAAAAGCCCGUAUCCCACUUCACCGGAAGGAAAAGAGGCAGACACCACAAAAGCUGGUAUCAGUGCUGCACCUUCACCAGAUGCAGGUUGCUUUGGAAAAUCUCUUGCAUCAGACGAACUUCAACCAAAGGUUGCUUCCAACCUUGCUUGACCGAUGCUAAAGGCUUCUCAUGUAUCAUGGAAAACUGUUGUUAUAUUAGGUUCUUAACCUUGUUGUAUUGCUCGUGCAAGAUGUCAAGCGCAGUGGUGGUGAAGAUUUUUUGGUUACUUUUGGAUGCAUUGGACAGCAUGUACAAUUUCUCAUUGAAACUAGUGGGAUUUUGUGCACAUGUCUGCCCCUUGCAGCAAAAGGCACUUGUAAUGUCUUCUGAACCAGCGCCUUUUGGACGAUUACUCGUGUUAUAAUGAACUGUGGAAAACAAAUGACAAACAUUUGACGUGUGUGUGGUUUGCUUGUUAAUGGAACCUCUCUAGUGUUGUGCUGGCCA